UCUCAUUGAGAAAACACCCUGGACAAUCUCAGUGAGCACAGUAACUGGCUCAGAGUGUGCCUAUACACGAUACACCCGCUGUACCAAUAGGUCGGCCCACAGGGAAAACACAAUACAUAGUCUGUUCCUUCUCCUCUAUACCGGGUUCUUGAGAAAUUUCUCACUUGAGUGGAAGACACUUGACUGAUUGAUUCUCCGAGCGUGUUGUGCAGAUUUAACAGUGAAAGACUACAGGAUUGUGACAGUGGUUCUGAACUUGACAGGAGCUGUAGCAACAGUGAUCAACUGAUCGGAUCAGACAAUACUAGAGCUGACUGCUUGCAUACUGGGAGAUCCCGGCAGAGAAGAUAUCUUCCGGAGAAAGACGUACCAGGAGAUGUGGAUACUGAUAAAUAAUUAUCUCUGAUUGGACAACACGUUGGUGUCACGUUGAUAAAUACUAGGAAGCUUGUAUAAGGAGAGUCAGGUAUCCUGAUACUUAGUCGGGAUUAGAUUAACCGAUUGGGGAAAUACGACACGUUGCCUUUCCAAGACUUGUGGAUUAACUUUUGUAGACGUUACUCUGAGCAUUGACUUGAACUAUGAGGAGUGUCGUCGGCAGCGUAGAAGAGGGCGUCAGUGCCACCAUUUUCGACAACAACAACAUCAGCAGCAAGCCCAUGGCAAGUGUCGUCUGCAACGAGCACGUGCAGAACGUAAAGGAUGUGCAGGCAGCUGAUAGCGUGAGUCUGCCCACGAGGUAUAAGAAAAAGCUGCAGCAGAGAGGGAAAGAAACUGGCGAGGAUGAGGAGAAAGAUUUGGAAUCUCGAGAGAAAGACCUUGGGGUGGCUCUCAAGUGGAUCAGACAGGAAAUACUACAGAUGAAGGAGCAAGACAAAUCUCUCCUCAAACAGUUCAUCGAGCUCCGGGCGAACAUCCUCCAGCUGAGAUGCAUGUACGAGUACCACUCAUCCAACUCCGAUGUCAGCAGCCUCGAAGGCAGCACCGCAUCCCUCAACGACGCACACAAGCGCCGACACAAAUUGCCACGGAGCGACAGUGACUUCACCUCACGAACCAAGUCCCUCCUGUCUCUGCAAGGCUCUCCCAGGUGUACUCGCAUCAAGUGGAGGAGUGACGAGUACAUCUGAACACGACAGAUCGGGUACCUUAUGUUUCACUUUAGUUGAGCUGUGAUGGUUGAUGGGUGUAGACGCACCCCAGCAUGGACAUCACACUGUUUGUGGAUGCAGCUAUGGGACAGCAGCAUGUGCUGGACCAAUUGCAGCUUCCCAUUGAAUGACUCCUGGAUACAACCUUAUAGAUGAGAGAGUCGCCUGAUGCUGACGUCAAGGUGUUGCUGAUUUUCAGGAAUGUUGCUGAAGGUUCCUACAGGGACUUAUCCCAUUGGACUGUGCAUGUUAGCCCAAAGACAACCACCUAGUUCAGAUCUCAUUGGUCAUUUUUUUUCUAUGUCUUUUAUCAGUUUUAAUGAGUACGUAUUGCAGUGUUGAGAUGGAAACAUCAGUUUCUACCAAUAAACUGUAACACUGUUUACAGCUUAACAGCUGCCAAAGAUCUGAGGAUGCAUGCCGGUAAGAUGUUCCAGGUACGAGACAUUCAAAGACUCGCUAAAAUCUCUGAUGACGAUGUCAUCACUAACAAAACCCUAAGGGUAACCAACGAAUCAAGAAACGUCCGAGUCUGAACUGUGUCUGUAUUGCUGUCUGCAGACAUUCCAAGAUCAUUUAAGAUGCAGUAGUUCAACAUGCCCAACUGGGUUGGUCCAACAUGGUGGUGAACGAAACAUCUAGAUCUCCCCCAGGACUUCAUUGUGAAGAUGACGUUAUGAAUUCCGGGCGUGUGUGAGAGAACUUCAUAUUGACAGUGUUUGUUAUGUUGACGAUGGUGCUAUGUUAGUUUCAUGUUAGCAAAUACAAAGUUUAUUCAAUAAAUUAUUGCCCUUAUUUCA
Molecule: messenger RNA, 1951 nt
Organism: Haliotis rubra (blacklip abalone)
Lineage: Eukaryota; Metazoa; Mollusca; Gastropoda; Lepetellida; Haliotidae
Exons: 2
Coding region: 582-1130 (182 amino acids)
Source: RefSeq, a predicted model, not a curated record